This is a messenger RNA of Pungitius pungitius (ninespine stickleback), 2461 nucleotides long. RefSeq names its product cytoskeleton-associated protein 2. Gene Ontology annotation, biological process: negative regulation of microtubule depolymerization. Gene Ontology annotation, cellular component: microtubule cytoskeleton. The transcript is spliced from 7 exons. The record is from RefSeq and is a predicted model, not a curated record. NCBI's taxonomy places the organism in Eukaryota, Metazoa, Chordata, Actinopteri, Perciformes, Gasterosteidae. The coding region runs from base 166 to 1734 and encodes 522 amino acids.
UCCCCGUCGACAGUCGAGCGCGACUUGUUACUUUUGAAUUGUGCUGUUUCGGACGGAUGACCGCUGUGUUCUUACAGUAAUUUAGUAUUAUCACCAGCAGCGAGCAUAUCGCUUUGUUCGUGUUUCAGAAAUUGCCGUUGACUUAAAACUGGCUUCGGCUUCGAAAUGGACAACGUCGCAGUUUCCAAACGCAACCACACCUUUAAGAAAGCAAACAAGGAAAACACAGAGUCUUCAAAUGGAAGCAAGUGCUCAAUCAGAAGAGACAAAACAUCCGCUGCUCCCUUCAAAGUGACAAACAUUAAAAAUGAGGACACCAUGGCAAAAAAUGGUCCCCUUAAAGCCAAAGCAGACCCACAGUCCACAUCUGGCGAGGCUGAGAAAAGGGGAAAGACCGUGCAGAAGGAGGCCAAAGGAGUUGCUGCUAGUGUCAAACUACAUCAAACACACAGCCGGGCCUUCCUGUGCCAACAGACUGUGAAACACAAAGUAGUUGCAGAAGCUCCAAAGCCACCGGCCGCUGGGCCGCCAUCAAAAUCUGCUCUCGGCAUGUACAAAGGCAAGAUUGUGCAGUCAAAAAUUGGAUCCAUUUGGAAGCCAACCGCUGGUGGAGCUGACCUCAAAACGGGGGAUCGAAAUGAGAUGAGACGCAGAUCCAAGUCGAUCGCUGAAAUGCCUGGACACGGCGCACAGAAGCCUUUUCAAACGAGCUCCAAGUCAGUGAUGGAUGGAACGGCUCAGGUGACCAAGCCUGCUGUCGUCAGCCGUCCUGCUGGAGUCCAGUCUGCUCGCCGCCCUGCCAGUGCCGUCUCGGAAACACUCGCCAGCUGCAGAAACGCCAAUGUGGCUCCCGUCCAGAGAGGUGGCACUCACAGAUCGCAGCCAAAGAGUCUGGCAACAAACAAGCAGGUCAACAAACCGCCUGUUUCAAGUACCCUCAGUCAGUACAGAUUUACCAUGGAGAAUGCAGAAGAGAGAAGAGCAAAACUGGCCGAUUGGCUAGCCUCCAAGGGAAAGACCUUCAAGAGACCGCCAUCCACGGCCGCAGAACCCUCAAAAACCAGAGUCCCUGCGAAAGCUAAAGUGCAAAGCCAAACUCCAGAGAUCAUGAACACCCCUCUGGAGCUACUUGAAAACUCUGAUAUUGAGCAGCAGGACAGUGUGGAUGAUAUCGUGGUAAACCUUUGUGAUGUUUUGGAAGCCCUGGUGACACCCUCUCGCUGUGAUGAGCUUUCAAAGAUGACUAAUGUUGGCAGCAAUGUACAACUGGAGGACAGCAAACCACAUUCUGAAUGUAAAGUAGAAGGGGUGCAGCAGAAGAUGUCUGAGAAUGUUGCACAAGUGAAGGAUGAAGUUGAGGAAAGUGAGGAAGGCGAGCUCGAUGAUGAGUGUGUGAUGGUGACCACGCCAAAGACUGCAGACGCUUCAGUGAUAAAGUACAGUGUGAAGACCACUCCUUACCUGCAGAGUGUCAAGAGGACAAUUGAAGAGGAGGCCAGCACAAGCCGGUGCAGGAGAAAGAGCAACAUUAAAGAUCUGAAGUUCCUCACACCGGUUCGUCGCUCUUGCCGCAUUGAGCGGAACGCCUCCCGCCUGCCCCCGAUGCUGGUCGAUCCGGAUCCUUGCGUGUCGUCGCUGGCUGAGCUGCUGAAGCUGGACGACCAUCCCAACGCCUACAUCUACAGAAAAAACCACGCCCUUCUGGAGGAGCAGCCAGACUCAGUUAAUGUUUAAAACACAUUUUAAAUGUAUGAGACCAGCGCUAAUGGACACUUUACGAAUGUUGAAAAUGAUUCUUUUAAUAAUUAAAUGUUCUUGUAUUGGGAAGGUAAUAUUAUUCCUGUUUAACUAUUGCAUUUACUGUCCCUUAACACUUCAUUUUAAUAACUUGUAUUGCAAAAUGUAUUGCAACAAAAUAAUCUUUACCUUUAUCUUACACCUGACACUGUAAAUAUCAAAAAUGGGAUCUUAAUCAUAAUGAAAGAACACUAAAGCAAAUUGUAAUUAAUGGAAGUCAAAUAAAGCAUCCAUUGCAUUCUACUUGACUCGAGGUGCUCAUUAAAGCUACUAAUGGAAUGAAUUUCAAAGUACGAUAACUAAGCAAAUUAUCAAUUUCAUCACUUCACAACCGUGAAGAAAGCUAAAACACUGCACUUUUAAAGUUAUUCCUUUAUUUUGAAACUAAGCCAUAGCAUUUUAUUACUCUUGCAAUAUAUUGUCCAAUUCCUUCUAUGUCCGACAUUUUCAUGUUUCUUGAUUUAUAAUCUGCUCCGUCUGUGUACCUUUUGAUAGUCCCUUUUACCGUAAAAAUCAAAACGAAAACACUGGUUUCUAGUUUCUUUUGAAUCAAAAGCGGUAAAAUGGAACUUGAUGGCUGUUUUCUUUAAUAAAAACGAGAUAACUGAAGUGGGCAGUUGUUUAGAACCAAUAAACGGACCCUGCUCCAAGGUGUUAAACUUCA